AUGUCUUCUGGAGGCAAAGGAGGAAAAGCAUCAGCUGGCAAAACAGGGCAAUCACGAUCAACUAAAGCAGGACUUACAUUCCCAGUUGGACGUGUUCAUAGAUUAUUAAGAAAGGGGAACUAUGCGCAAAGAGUUGGAGCAGGUGCACCAGUAUAUCUUGCAGCAGUCUUAGAGUAUCUUGCAGCAGAAAUUCUCGAAUUAGCAGGAAAUGCAGCCCGAGAUAACAAGAAAACUCGUAUCAUCCCACGUCAUUUACAACUUGCUAUUAGAAAUGACGAGGAAUUAAAUAAAUUGUUAGGAUAUGUUACUAUUGCACAAGGUGGUGUUUUACCAAAUAUCCAUUCUACUUUACUUCCAGUUAAAUCUAAGAAGUUAGGGAAAGCAUCUCAAGAGCUUUAG
Molecule: messenger RNA, 399 nt
Organism: Pneumocystis jirovecii RU7
Lineage: Eukaryota; Fungi; Ascomycota; Pneumocystomycetes; Pneumocystales; Pneumocystaceae
Product: histone H2A
Exons: 5
Coding region: 1-399 (132 amino acids)
Cellular component (GO): nucleosome
Molecular function (GO): DNA binding; structural constituent of chromatin; protein heterodimerization activity
Source: RefSeq, a predicted model, not a curated record